Molecule: messenger RNA, 11652 nt
Organism: Zootermopsis nevadensis
Lineage: Eukaryota; Metazoa; Arthropoda; Insecta; Blattodea; Termopsidae
Gene: trx
Product: histone lysine N-methyltransferase trithorax
Biological process (GO): positive regulation of DNA-templated transcription
Cellular component (GO): nucleus; histone methyltransferase complex
Molecular function (GO): protein binding; zinc ion binding; histone H3K4 methyltransferase activity
Source: RefSeq, a predicted model, not a curated record
AAAUUUGUUCUUCCUUCACGAAGUGUCCAUUCAUCACGUGUUAUUAAACCUAAUAAACGUUUUAUUGAGGCAGAGGAAGUUCUGAGUGAUAUGAGUGUUAGCCGGUCUCCCAGUGUAAUACAGCUUAAGAAACCAAGUUAUGGUAACAAUAGAAGUCUUUCCCCACGUAAUUCUUCCCAGGAAAAUUCACUUAUUGUAGAAGGAAAACGUCGAUGGAAACCAUCAUACAAGGUGCAGUUAAAACUGCGUGAAUUAAAUGUGUUUGGAGCAGGUACUAACAGGUUUCCUUCAAAGAGAACCCAUGUUUCUAGUUCUGAUUCAACUAAGAGUAUUCACAGUGCUUCAGAUAAAGAGUUGUAUUCAGGAUCAACAGACAGUAGUGAUUGUGCAAGACUUGGUGCUCCUUCACAUAAUGAGAUGAAAUCAGAGGGCAGCUCUCAGUGGACUGGACCUAAACUUACCAGUGGCAAAGUUAUUCUUCGCAAGGCUCGCCUAAAGCUCAAUACUCAGUCAUCACCAGGAGCUGAUGGUCCAUUUUCUGUUAAUUUAAAUUCUGGUAAUCCCUCUUUGCCAGGGACAGUGGUCUGUGGAGUAUGUGGUGCUGUGAGAUUCUAUAGGUUUGUUAAACAAGCCCGCAAGUUUGGUAUCUUCAGCUGUGAAUCAUGUCGGAAGUUCGUCUCAAAGAUGAUGAAACGCCAAGCAUGCAGUAAAGGAGGGAACUUGCCUGUUCUUGAAUGUCAUAAAGGAGCAGGCACUUGUAGUGUACCGCCUAUUGUUCGCAGCCAGCAAUGGAAACCAGGUCGUGGAACUCAGUUCAGGUGCUCUUACAAAGCACGUUGCCCAGCCUGCUGGCUCAAAAUGUGUCUGCGUUCCUUCAAUAUGCCAGACGCCUUACGUGACAGCAUGUCAUUAAUGCUGCCUCCAGAGAUGCGAAAAGGACUUGACAAAUUACCUAAGAAUCACCUCUUAAUGCAUUUUGAAAAUAACUCUAGUUUUGUGCAAAGUAAACCUGUAGAAGUGGAGAGACUGCCUCUUAUUUCAGUGAUGGAUACUUUAGGAUCUAAAUCAAAUCUUAAAACCAAUAAAACAGAAGGACGAGGACUAGGGAAAAAUGUGUUUGAUACUUCUGCACAGGCAGAACAGAAAGCGGUUGUUGGUUCCUUGAAAGAGCUAAGUAAGCGAGACAAGCAAAAGAAUUCUGGUAAAGGAAACCAUGACAAGAGUAAAAGGGAAAAGCAUCUGCACCCAAAUAGAAUACUUAAAAAAGCUACAAAGAAGCUUGUAAAGUGUAAAGAUAAUCCUGAAUCUUCCAUUGAACGCUUGAAGAAAAAGAAAAAUUCUGGGGUUAAAUUUCGGAAAAAGAAUGGGCAGAAAUGUGACAGCAGAAUUCCUGGUUCUGAUGUGACACGUCGUCAGAGAUUGGAUCUGAAGGGCCCCAGAGUCAAGCACGUGUGUCGUAGUGCAUCCAUUGUUUUAGGCCAACCACAAGCAACCUUUCCACUGGAUAAAAGAGCCGAGAAAAUUCAAGUCAAACCAGUUCAAGAAUUCAGCAAAGCGCCUCCUAGGAGUUCCUGUUGCCUGGAUUGUAUGGGUCCUAGCAGUUCUACAGUCAAAAUACAUGAUGUAGAAAAGAAUUCUCAGAGUCAAAGUGUUGGCGAUGUGGGCAGGUCAAUGAAGGUGUCGGCAUCUGUCAAUGCUGAGAGCUUUGAGAAUAGCGAGCGUAUGAAGUUGAUAUCUUCUACAGAUACAGCAUCAAACAGUCAAGAUGAAGAACUUUCAGUAUCUUCAACCUACCGUAGGUCUAGCAAACCAACUCUGUCAUCCACAACAGUCCCACAACAGUCGCCGUCAGUAUCAGUGCUGCCAAUAUCACCUAUGGUCAGAACAUUACCAGUUCUUGGGAAACGAGCUGUACCGGAUGUACAAAACCUUGUGUCUAUUGACUUCUGGGAAAGCUAUGAUCCUGAAGAAGUUUGCAAUACAGGGUUUGGACUCAUUGGUUCAGAUCCAUUCCAUGUUAGGGCUAUGUGCUUUUUAUGUGGCAGUGCAGGCCAUGAAAAGCUCAUCCACUGUGCAUCUUGUUGUGAGCCGUACCACAAGUUCUGUCUUGAAGAUGGUCUUCGUGACGCCAGUUUCUUAUCUGAUGGUAACAAUGCAAACAGCAAUGAAAAAUGGCAGUACAAUUGGGUCUGUCAGCGUUGUACAGUUUGCCAUUCUUGUGGUCGUGGUCUUGGCCAACAGCUUAGUUGUCAGCGUUGCCAUCGAACAUACCACACUGAAUGUUUGGGUGCGGAUCGGCUCAGUAGUAGACUGCAUAGUCCAGAUAGACCAUGGGUUUGCUCAUCUUGUUUACGGUGCAAAAGUUGUGGAGUGGCAGAUGUAACUCAUUUUGUUGGAAAUCUCCCUCUUUGCAAAAUAUGCUUCAAGCUGAGACAGAAAGGAAAUUACUGUCCACUCUGUCAGAGAUGCUAUGAAGAUGAUGACUAUGAUACUAAGAUGAUGGAAUGUGGCCAAUGCAAGUGCUGGGUGCAUGCCAAAUGUGAGGGAUUAUCAGACGAAAAGUAUCAGGUGCUGAGUUAUCUUCCAGAAUCCGUUGAGUUCAUUUGCAGGAUGUGUUGUGCAAUUCCUCCAGCUCCUUGGUGGCUUGCUGUGGAGGAAGAGCUGAAAGCAGGAUACCUUGGUGUGUUGAAGUCUUUAAGUAAGAAUCGUAAAGCCUGUGCUAUGUUGAAAUGGAGCCCAAAGAAGCAGUGUUUGUGUAGACCUACCUUAGUGGCAAAAAGACUGGAGUUUCAAGAGAUUUCUGAUAGAGACACUGAGACUGAUGAACAGUCAGAUUCUGCAAGAGAGGACAAGAACAUUUCCAUUAUUCCAAGGAAGGAAGAUUUACAGUCAUCUCAGGGGGAAAUAAUUUCUGCAAGUAAAAUAACUCAUCCUCUGGAAAAAAAGUCAGAUGAGACACAAAGAAAUCAGCAUAAAGUUGAAACAGAUCACACUCUCUUAAAUAGUGUAUCACAGCCACAAUUACCCAUCACAGAUUCUUUGACAAGUAUAACAGUGCCAGGGAUUGAAGAAAAAUGCACUUUAAAUGUUGAAGUUUCCUUACCUGAUUCCUCUAGUUCAAAAGAUUCCUCAGUUAAUCAAACUGAUAUGAGGAAUUUUGCAGAAAAGUCGCAAGUAACAAACAUUAGCAUAACUAACACCUUAAGACAGCUUAGAGAGAAGUACAAUAUACGUGAUUGCUCAGUUCGUAUUGAAAACUGUGUACCUAAAUCAUCUUCAAAGCAACCACUCACAGUUAAAAUAGAAGAUAAUGACACUGGUUUUUCACCUGAUUCUACAUUCAGUGAGUGCAGCUCAAAAUCACCAGCUAAAGUACAAGUAGUUUCAUUGGCCACCCCAGCUAGUGAUUCUGGAAUUGGCAGUACAGAUGAUGAACUAAAACCAAAUUAUAUAGAAGAAGAGCAGGAAUAUGCGAAAGAUGAAUGUUCAGAAGCAGCAGAGUUUUCUCCUUCAGUUCAGUCUUCGCAACUUCUGGAAUUUGCCUACAGGAACAAUAACUCCUCUGAUGUAGAGAAAUGUUCUGAAAUGAAUUGUGACACUUCUGAAAAUGUUACCAGUGAAUGCAUCAAAGAAUGUUAUUGUUUAGACCAACAUACAUUAACUAAACCAUCUCCAACACUUCUGUCUAUUAAAAAGAAAGUAAAUGCAAAUGAAUAUUCAUCACUUCUUCAGUUUCAUCAAGAAAUGGAACAAUUGAUUGCUAGAGCUCAGUGCCCUGAAUUAUUAGAAACCUAUCACCACACACUUAAAGAAGUAUUUCCCUGGUUUGAUCCGAAAUAUGCUCGAGUAUCUAUCAACUGGAAGGAAGGAAGACCUGGUCAUGAAGAAAGUCUUCCUUGUAUUCCUGUUCAUGUAGAACAGGAUCAUUCAGUUAAUGAAGAAUUGGUUACAGAACAAAUCCAUGUAACAAGAAACAUUGGAGGAACUGAAGGCUCAAAUCAUAUGGCAUCCAAAUGUAUGGUUGGCAAGAGUGAUGAGUAUUACUACAGCGGUUUCACAGUUCAAGAUCUACGAACUUGCACCCUCUGUAAAGGUGUGGGUGAUGGUUUGCCAGUGGAAGAGGGCCGUCUAUUAUACUGUGGACAGAAUGAAUGGGUGCAUGCUAACUGUGCUUUGUGGUCAGCUGAAGUAUUUGAAGAGAUUGAUGGGUCUCUACAGAAUGUUCAUAGUGCUGUCUCUAGAGGCCGUAUGAUUCGUUGCCGUGCAUGUGGUAAGAAGGGAGCAAGUGUUGGAUGUUGUGCUCGGAAUUGUGCUGAGACCUUCCAUUUUCCAUGUGCACGUCGAAUUGGUUGUUCUUUCAUGGACGAUAAGACUGUGUUCUGUUCGGCUCAUCUUAUGGAAGCAGCAGGAAAACCACUCCAUCUGGACAUAGAAUUUGAUAUCCGCCGUCCCAUUUAUGUGGAACUUGAUCGCAAGAAGAAAAAAUUUGUGGAACCAUGUCAGGUGAAGUUUAUGAUUGGUUCCCUACUUAUUGAAAACCUUGGAGAAUUUGUCUCUGCCUCAGAUCAUAGUGACAUCAUAGUACCUGCUGAUUUUCAGUGUACUAGACUUUAUUGGUCAUCAGUAGAACCCUGGAGGAUUGUGCGAUAUUAUGUGAGGACAAUGGUACAUAGGGCAGAGCCUCAGCUCAUAUUGGACCUGGGAAAGAAUCUCACAGUGGAUCAUACUCAAGAACAGAAGCUAGUAAAACAGAAACUAGAAGAAGUGUCUCGAUGGCAUCAGCAGUUGAUCUCACACCAGAAGAGUACUGGAAAGAAAAUUACAGGCAAUUUGGAAACUUUUAAAACAAAAAUUAAUCAUCUUCCAUCAGAAACACAUACUGUCACACAAAGUCUAAAGAAACAGCCUAAAAAGACAGCAGAAGAAAAGGUUGUUCAACAAGUAAUGGAUCAGCUUUUGGAUGCAGUUUGCAACAAGGAUGUAGAGGAUAGCUGUCUAUCAGACCCUCAGAAUACAGCAGAUCUUUUGCCACCAGAACUAAAGGAUGCGAUAUUUGAAGAUAUUCCUCAUGACUUGUUAGAUGGCAUAUCAAUGCAGGAUAUAUUCCCAAAACUUAUGAGUUGUGAAGAUCUGGCUGCUGUGGAUUUGAAAAGUGACAUCUGCUUUGGAUCAGAGGUUCCUAAAGAAGAGAAAGAAGAAUUGAGUGAGGAUGGAAUCCUAGACACUGAAGUUGAGCAAGUGUCUUCUUGUGAACUAGUGAAAGGGAGGAAGCACGAACAGUCCAUUUCAGAGUUUGGAACCCAGACAGAUCUGUGGUUUCACCAGUAUUCUGACCCCAGAGAACAAGUUCAGGAGUUGGUUGAAGACUUUUGCCAAAAUGUGUAUAUGAAAGGAUCUAUGCAGAUGAAUAGCUCAAGAGAACUAAAAAGGAGUAAAUCAGAAGUUAUUCCCCAGCCUGUCAGUAAGAAAAUCGGAAGCAGUGGGAGGAGUCAUCAAAGAUCAUGUAGUUUGACAUGGAGCUGCAAGUUGGAUGGUACGUUGACCAGUUCAGCUAAACGACGAAAAGGGACAAGGACAAUGCCAAGGAGUGGAGGGGAAGGUGCCAGUAGUUUGGUGAUGGUUGUGGAUAGUGAAAGAGCACAUAUGCUUCAGGAGCUGCGACUUCCAGAUGGUGUUCUUGUAGCAUUGGCAAGAUCUGGAACACCUGGUAUGGCUUCGUCUGUUGCUGACAGUGUGCGGGAGCUCAAAUACCGCCUGGAAGAAGAGACUGCAUCUAGUGAGGUUACCACAUCUGUAGGUCGAUGGAGGUCCACUCACCAGAAGGAGGAAGGGAAGGAAAACAAAUGCUUUUUGUGGCAUGGACGUUCACAACCUCGGAUAUUGCAGCUGGAUGGUGCCGUUGAUUCCAAUAGUAGCAGCAGUAGUGGCAGUGAGGGAGGUUCUCCAACGAGACAAGUGGAUGUUGAUGACCUGAACCUUUUCCCUCCUACAGGUCCAUGCAAGAACUUGCAUAAUGCAAUAGCUGAAAGGAUUGCAUGUGAAGAAGAGCCUGUGAAAUGUGAUCGUUGCCAUCGUACAUAUCGUACUCGAACUAGUUUUGAACGUCACUUGCCAACAUGCAGCAGUGAUUUCAUUUUGUCUACCAGUGAGAGUGAUUCAGAAAAUACAAGAUCAAGUGAGGAAGAAGGAAGUAAGAAACAGAAGUUCCCCCCAGUAAAUUGUCAGAAUGAUAGUAGUCCUGCAGUGCAGCUUGAUAAUCUUUCAGAGAAACAAGUGAAAGAAGAAAUUACAGAAAAUAUAAAGAGUAAAUCUCAGUUUGCCUCUGCAAUAUUAUCUCAUUCACCUUCUGCUCAAUCAAAACCAAAAGCCACACAGCCUUCACAUAGAAUACAUGCAGUAAAUGGAAGGCCAAGGGGGCGACCAUCUUCAAGAACAUACACUCCUAGAUUUGUACGAAAAGAGAAUCCACAUCCAGUCAUAAACAUGCCCCCUCAUUCCCAGCAGUCUGUGCCGUGUCAAACACAUCUCAGCCAGCAGCCUGCAACACCGACUGUGAUAAUGCAACAAGUUCCGUCCACCAACAUGGUGCCAGCUUUUGUUGAAGCUUUUCAACAACAGACAGGUCAGAGUCUGCAGUACAUUGCCACCAUUGAUGCACACAACAAUGGAUACAACAAAACACCAUACCUAACUGCAGCUCCCAAUUCUCUGGUGCCAGGGACAUUCCAGUUGCAGGCUUCCCCUGAGAAUUAUGUUGGUCUGCAAAAUGGUGGAAUCUCAGUUCUCCCUAGUGUACAACUGGCACCCCCUCAGCCAACUGUGAUCGGGACACUCAUACAUCAGACUCCGCCAGCAACAAUACAGUGUGUUGCUGCUGAGCAGGUUGUGUUAGGCUCAGCACCUGCAAUUGAGAUGUACACGGACCAAACAGGAGGCAUGUACUUGACUAGUCAACCCAUGUAUUAUGGUCUGGAGACGAUUGUAAGUAACACAGUGAUGUCGUCAAGCCAGUUUGUGUCAGCAGCAGUGCCUGGUAUGAUGGCAGCAAGUAGCAGCUUUUCUGCUACCACUACUCAGGUGUUUCAGGCAAGCAAGUUGGUGGAACCAAUUGUGGAUGUCCCGUCCAGUUUUGUCAUCAUGAAUCCUCAUACUGCACAACUUAAUCCAGAGUCUGGGAUGGGCAGACCAGACAUGCUGGGCUGUACAUCAUCCUCAUUACCCAUGAAUCUUCCAUCUCCAGCUGCUCCCCAGCCAUCUCCUCGAGUUAUUCCCCAAACACAAGCUCCUGCAGUACAUAAUAUUCCAUGGUCAUAUCAAGAAUACAGCAGCUCUGAAUCAUAUAUGCCUCCAAAUGGGGACUUCAAACAUUUUACACCCCAUACCUCUCAAAAUGUAAGAAUAAAUGUCUCAAAUGUUUGCCGGAAUGCCCCUUGCACUCCACCUACACCACCAGCUCCUCCGCCUUCCACACAUGUACAGCUGGCCCCACAGCCUCCACCAACACCACCACCUCCCCUGCUUCCACGGUCACAGCCCUUGACACAACCAUUACUACAGCAUAAGACCACUGAAUUCAUAAAAAUUCAUGUGCCAUUCUCAACAAAUGCAAAUUCUACUAUGCGUAAUCAGACCUUAGAUUCCACUAAAACUUUUAAAACAAACAACCGUGUGGAGGUUCCCAUUCGCACCAUUAAUCGUGUCUUUCCAUUGAAAGUAAAUCCAUCUUUAGGUAUUCCACAACCAGUUCCUAAAAUAAAUAAGGAACCAGGGUCAGAUGAGGGAACACAUAACAAACCUAUCCAAGGAACAGAUGGCAGAGUUACCAUAAUUCCCAUUCCACAGAACAAAACUGGGAACAGUAAUAGUAAUAAACAACCAAACUCACUAAAAUUGGUAUUCCAGAAACAAGCACAGGAUGGUUACUAUAAGAUAAGUAAUCAGAAUCAUCAGUCUAAACUAAUAGAUACACCAAAGAGUGGUACUGUGUCUAAUCAGCCAUUGUCAGUCAGAGCUGUGAAAAUAAAACCUCGUGUGGUUGCUGUCAGUGAGAAACAAAAAGAGGCACAACUUAUAGGUACACCUGUUUUACAGACAGAGAGUAAAAUGAACAUACAAAAUGGUACAACAAACACAUCACACCUUCAGAAUGGAAAGGUGCCUCCUUUCCAAGCAAAACAUUUAUUAGGUAGCAAUGCCUCACCAACCAUCACAUACGAAGUACACUCACAGGAUGGCUUCAGUUGCACAUCGUCUUCCAUCACAGAAGUGUGGCAAAAAGUCUUUGAAGCAGUACAAGAAGCAAGGGUAUUACACAAGAUGCCACGGUUGCCUGAAAAUCCAUUUAGUGCUACUUCUGCUGGUCUGCAGAUGUUGGGUUUUCGGCACAAUGCACUGCGGUACCUAGUCGAACAACUGCCAGGUGUUGGACGUUGUAUAAAGUACAAACCACGUUAUCACAAGCUCCGCCCACCUGGGCCUGAUGAAGAUGUAGAUGCAUUGCCACGAGAGAAUCCUUCAGGUUGUGCCCGAUGUGAACCCUUCAAGGUACGAUCACCGUAUGACAUGUUUAGCUGGCUGGCUUCACGGCACCGGCAGCCACCAAAGUUCGUGAUAUCUACUGAUGGUGAAUCUGCAGUAAGCAACAGGCGAGCUACCAGUUCGAACCUGCCGAUGGCAAUGCGUUUCCGACAUCUCAAAGAAACGUCGAAAGAAGCUGUAGGCGUUUAUCGUUCUAACAUACAUGGACGGGGACUGUUUUGCCUGCGGGACAUAGAAGCAGGAGAGAUGGUAAUAGAAUAUGCAGGAGAAGUGAUACGUUCCAUGUUGACAGACAAGCGGGAGAAGUAUUAUGAAUCAAAAGAUAUUGGAUGCUACAUGUUCCGUAUAGAUGAUCAGUUGGUUGUGGAUGCUACAAUGAGAGGAAAUGCUGCAAGGUUCAUCAAUCAUUCAUGUGAGCCCAACUGCUAUUCACGGGUGGUGGACAUCUUAGGAAAAAAGCAUAUCCUGAUUUUUGCUCUCCGUCGCAUACCACAGGGAGAAGAGCUAACCUAUGACUACAAGUUUCCAUUUGAGGAUGUUAAAAUCCCUUGCACAUGUGGUUCACGGAAGUGUCGAAAAUACCUAAACUAAAGAGGAAUUUCUUGUUAUCAGUAUUUUUAUAUUAUUCUGCAGUUCAUCAUCUGGUUCACUAUGAGGCAUUUGGAUGACACAUGGUUUUAUCACUUUGGUCUGCAGGUUUAUAUAAUUUUCAGAGAACUGAGAUGUAUGAAAGGUGCUUGAUGUAUGUAAUUUGUAAGCUGAAUGACCUUGCAUUCUGGUGGCCUAUACUGAUCAGUGUUGAUGUUGGCAGUUACAAUGUUUGGGGUACAUAACUCACAGAAUAGUGGAUUUUAAGUAUGCUUUUUAUUGUAUGACACUUAAACCACUGUUCUGAUAGGGUUUAAGUGUAAGAAAAAUCUGUCCUGCACAUAAUGCACAUAAUGUUUUGCAUUAAGCUCUAAGUAUUAAGCUAAUACAUCAGUACUCGGGUAGACAUUUUCUAAGACUCCAGCUGAGCAGUUGAAAAUAAUAGUUGCUCGUUAUGAUAUAAGUAAAUUUUUUGUACAUUAUUGUAAAAAUGAAAAUAACACAUUGUAAUGUUUAGUCAUAAAAGGAAGGUACUUAGUGCGUUCUAAAUUAAUUUUUACCACUAUGUGGUAGAUGAAUACCAGUUUGCACUAUUUUAUUAUGAGGGCCUGUGAUCUUUAUAGUCAUAUCUUAAGAUGAUGUGCUAUCAACGAAAAUGUGAAUCCAGUUGGGUCACAAAUAUUUGUAUACAUUUUAUCCCGUGGAUACUCCUUGUGAUACUUUUCUUGUAAUUUUGGCUCCAAAGCAGCAGCAGGUUUUUAGGUGGUUGAGUUGUGAAGUGGAGCCAUCUUGUAUAUUAGUAUAUUAAUUAAUACCGAAGGGUACAAUAUGUAAGUGUGAUAAGAACAAUUUAUUGAAGACUGGUGCUUCAAGGAACACCUGUGAAUUUAAUAUUUUUUUUCUGAAUAUUUUUCCCUGUUGAUUAUUAAUCAUGUCACAUGUAGAUUUCAAUUUAAAAUGCAAUGUAAAUACUUAUAUUUGCAUGGCAACAUUUCACUUUUUUCUUUCUUGUAUGAGUCAAUUCAUGUACACCAUUACAGAUAAAUAAUACACUACAGUCAUACACAACCUUACCAGCUUUGUAAUAAAUAUGUUUUUUGUAUGGAACACAGUGAAUUGAUGUCUUCUUCUUUGUUCUUAUUUAAUAGGCAACAGCUUGUAUAUAAUUACUCUGUUGUGCUUUAUUCAUCAUUUAAGUUUUUAUAUAUUACAACUACAGCAUUUUGGAGGUUGGUUCUUGUUCUGUUGUGAGAUGAUCAGUGGGUGGAUAAAACCCUACUCUGUUGGUUUCCUUCAACCCUUCACUAAGUCAACCAUGGAGACUAACAGAGUAGGGUUUUGUCCUACCAUUGUCACUUGAAAACAAGUAGAACCAGCUUCCAAAAUGUUGAGGUUUUAAUUUCAAAACACUUGGACAGUGAAUGGAAUUAUAUACAUUCUGUAACACCAUCAUUACAUAUCUUUAAAUUAAGCAACAGUGUGUGUUCAUUAUUAAAAUACAUCCAAGAAGAAGUGCCAGUCCCUCUUGCCCAGUUGUAUCAAAGUACUUUGACAAUGAAGCAGAUUUAAAACACUUAUAAAACAGUGGUUAAAUAACCCAUUUGGAAUAAUUACAAUAUUAAAUAUGGAAUUUCAUUAAAGUAUCAUUUUCAUUCCUGUGAUUAUUCAUUUAUCAUAUUUAAUUUUUCAUAAAAGUCACAGUUUUGACUCAUCCACAGAAACAAUGUUAUUAGAGAAAGUAGAGGUGAGUGAUAUAUUGAUUACGGUGAUUUUAAAACUUCCCUGAAAAUCACCACAGUUACUUCAUAUCUGAGUACUGAUUAUAGGCAUCAGUGUUUAUAGAUUGCUUGUUUGUGGCAGCGCUAAAUAGCUAAUUUGCCAGGAACUACUUAUUUGUCACUAUAACUGGUAACUGCCAUCUAGUGAUUACUGGAGUUACUGUUUACAUUUCAUUGACUAGUAGCUGCAGAAGAUAGCUAGGUUGUUAGUGACCAGUUAUUUGAUUUACUGAUACCUGCCAUAACUUGCAGACUGAUGAAUGAUACAAUGGAAGGCAAUCUCUUCACCUCUCUUCUUUUUGUUCUUGCCUUAUUUUUGUGUAUUUGAAUUUUUUUAAGAAUAUUGACAUCACUUAUGCAUGGUUUUUUUAUCCUUUCUUGGACUUUUUUGCAUUUACUUUACAUAUAAACUAUGAUAAAUGCAAUGUAUAAAUAGUAAAAAUCAUAAAUCUCCAAAGGGCUUAUAUAUUAUUGUUAAUACCUCACUGCUGUUUUAUUAUGUUUUGUCAUUUUUUCUAUUAUUGGAGAUCUGAAUGGGUUUGCAAUUUUUAUGUUGUUACCUUUAGGAAUUUAGUAACUAAACUGUUUUCACAACUUUUUGAAUUGAAAAGAUGUGUCUUGUAUAUCAAAAAUCUAGCAGAGUGCAGUCUUAAAACUAUGACCUUAGAAGUUGAUGCAUCAUCAUUUAAUAAUUAUGGCAAUUUAUGAAUGAAUACAUAGCUCAAUAAAUACAUUAUUUAAUUCAUCA